GGAUGGUGACUCUAUGGAUUUAAGAAGGAAGAAUUUGCACAAGAAACAAAGCCGUGCAAUGGAAGAUCACAGUUUGUCAGAGAGGAGGCGAAGGGAGCGGAUCAACUCGAAGUUGAGGGCCUUACAAGAACUAAUACCCAAUUGCAAUAAGGUCGACAAGGCAUCGAUGCUAAAUGAGGCUAUUGAAUAUCUGAAAGCCCAUCAGAUGCAAGUCCAAGUUAUGGCGUUUAUGUGCAUGCACCCACUACAACUGUCGCCAACCGGAUCGCAGUACAUAUCCAUGCCCUCAUUUUCACGAGUCUGGCCUUCGGGCCUGAGAAUGGCCAUAAGCAUGGGCAUGGGAAUGCGCAUGUUCGACAUGAAUUGUUCCUCGAGCCAUCCUUUUCUUCCAACUUUAGAAGCUAGUAUUCUCCACCCCUCAAACAAUUCAGGGGGCUCUAACAUGCCUUUGAUACCUGGAUUACCUAUUCACAUGCCUGGGGUACACACACAGCAGUCACCAGUGGCUAUGCCUUAUGGACCAACCUUUGCUGCUCCACCUGGAGUUUCCUCAGUGGUCAUCAAUAGACCUCCAUUGAUGAUGGUGUCGACUGGUAUGUUAGAUUCCGAGAAAAUCUCCAUGGAGACAAAUGAAACCAAUGAUUAUCCUACAGGGACUUUAAUUAAGCAUCACCUUUGAAUGGUCGUGGACGUCCAUAUACAGUUAACGGAAGGGAGUCGUUUGCAAUCACUCAUCAAGUAAGUUUCAAUUCAUUGGCGUAUUUGUGAGUAAUACACUACCAGAUGGAUGUGGAAGAAUCGAAUAAUUCAGCCAUGCCCAUGGGGUAAAGUCAGAUUUUGAAUAGAAACUACUA
Amborella trichopoda is the source of this 854-nucleotide messenger RNA. RefSeq names its product transcription factor PHYTOCHROME INTERACTING FACTOR-LIKE 15-like. Gene Ontology annotation, molecular function: protein dimerization activity; DNA-binding transcription factor activity. Gene Ontology annotation, biological process: regulation of DNA-templated transcription. The record is from RefSeq and is a predicted model, not a curated record. NCBI's taxonomy places the organism in Eukaryota, Viridiplantae, Streptophyta, Magnoliopsida, Amborellales, Amborellaceae.